UAUAUAUAUGAAUGUUUACUGUCAUACCUGUUUUUCUUUCUAUCGAAUACAAAUAGAGAACUUGAACACCCAGAAUAAAAAUAAAAUAUAUUUUGUUCAAUAUACAUAAAUAUACCCAUAGCAUGCAUUCAGACCUGAGUAAACAGUGUCAGACGUUAUGUUUCUAGCUGAAGCGUUUCUUUGACAUGUGACCCAGUGUCUCUGGCCUGUUCAUUCUCUGUCUCAGUCUCUGCUCGAGCGCUCGAGUCGCCCGCUGUCUGUGGGUGUACACAUACUGCUGAGCUCUUGCUUUUUUUAUGAUGACUGGAAAGACUUUGUGGAGGAGAAGCCAUCGGUCGGUUUGUCUCUGUCACUGUUAAUGCUGUUCUGGUUGUUUCGGGGGAAAUCUGUCACACUGGUUUCACCUGACUUGAAAAACAGUUAUAAAUAAAUGAUCAGUUUUGUCACACCAUCCACAAAUACUUGUGCAAAAGUGUGGCAGUGUGUGUGGGAGGGUGAGUCAGGCCGGAGCGGCAGGAAAACAGAACUAGAGAAGAGAAAAGAGCAGAUUUCACAUGUGUUCCACCAAACAUCUUCACAAGGACACAGCCAUGGAUCUCAACUUUCUUCUCUUCAUCUUCAGGUUCAUCAGACUCUCGGGAUCUCCAAGUCUUCUGGUGAACUCUCAGAAUGUGACGGGAUCUGAGGAUGGCAGUGUUAUCAUCUCCUGCCACCAUCAGGGGCAAAGUGGGGUAAAAUGGUGUAAGUUUGGAGGUCAGUGUAUUACAGGAGCGUCUGGGACAUUAGCCGGAGCCUCGGUCGAGAUCAGACGUGGUCUGAGAAACACGACAGUGAGCAUGAGCCGGCUGAAGAAGCAGAACACAGGAUGGUACUGGUGCUCAACAGAAGAUCUGCAGAUGCCUGUUCAUAUCACUGUCCUUCAGAAGAAGAGCAGAAAGAGUCCGGUCACAGCAGAGUCUGCUCAGAUCUCACCCAGCGCUCACAACAGGACGGCUCUCUUAUUUCUGUUGCCUGUGAUUUUGGAGAUUCUCCUGAUGAUAAUCAUUUACUUGGCACUGAAACUGUUGAGGUUUUACAGAACAAGGUUCCUCUCGUCUGAGGAUGAAGCAGACGAGGCUCGGUAUGUGUCGAUGCACAGAAAACAGUCGAGGCGUUCGUACGGCUCUGUUGCUGCUGAAGGAGUGUAUGAGAAUAUGGCUGGACUCGAAACAAUCAGUGAGUCUCUGAGAGAACCGGAUUAUGUGAACGUUAUGAAGACGUGACUUGACAGCAUCAGAAGAGUGUGAUUCUGAGAGACCCGUCUCAACCAAACCUGACUGCUGCUAAAGAGCCAGACAGAGAUGUUUUUCUGUUUAUUUUGUAAUGUGAUCUACUGAUGGAUUUCAAAGCUCAAAGCUACACCACGUCUGCAGUUCAUUACAGCAUCUUCAUUUAUAACCUUCAUGGGUUUGAUUCCCAGGGAAGGCCAGAACUAAAACAUUCAUAUGUUCAUCUAAACUGGAUGAUUUUAGACUGCAGUUCACACAGAUGUAAUUAUGUAACAAUGUUAAUAUAAUAACGAGCGUCAAACACCCUUUGCAUUAAAGUUACAAUAACUCAG
Carassius auratus (goldfish) is the source of this 1600-nucleotide messenger RNA. RefSeq lists its product as uncharacterized. Lineage: Eukaryota; Metazoa; Chordata; Actinopteri; Cypriniformes; Cyprinidae. Gene Ontology annotation, cellular component: plasma membrane. Bases 555 to 1262 code for a protein of 235 amino acids. Gene Ontology annotation, molecular function: transmembrane signaling receptor activity. The record is from RefSeq and is a predicted model, not a curated record. The transcript is spliced from 7 exons.